AUUUAUGAGAACCCAUAGAGGCUGGUAUGCAAACCAGGACUGUCCUAAAAGCUGGUUAGAGGUUUUAGAGCAUGCUGAGGGAAAGUCUGGCUUUUUUUUCGGGCGGAGUGUGCGAUCGAAUUCGGCCUAAAUCUAUGUGAACAUAAAAAAAGAAGCAAUGAUAUAUCUGAUCGAUGAGAUCCAGUCAGUCAUGUCUUGAGCCAAACAGCGAAUCCUAGUUCAUCUCAACAGAAUCCCCUGGAGCUGAGCCUUACCAUCGUCGGCCGUUGGAUCGGGAUCGAAUCGCGGCCGACGUGGCUUUCUCCGGCCGCUUAAUCCCUGAACCCCAGUCUGCCCUCUUCUCUUCCCCCUGCCGAGAGAGCGAGCGAGCGAGCGAGAAGUGGUAGGGGUCCGAGAAAGAGCUUCUUUCGAGUGCGGUGCGAUGUUCCUGCGGCGGAUCUUGACGGGGGGGAUGGGGGCGGUAUUGUUGGCGAAGGUGAAGGAGACGACGGGGAUCGUGGGGCUGGAGGUGGUGCCGAACGCCCGGGAGGUGCUGAUCUCGCUGUACAGGCGGACCCUGAAGGAGAUCCAGGCCGUGCCGGAGAACGAGGGCUACCGCAAGGCCGUCGAGAGCUUCACCCGGCACCGCCUCGAGGUCUGCCUCGAGGAGGAGGACUGGGAGGUGAUCGAGAAGCGCAUCGGCUGCGGCCAGGUCGAGGAGCUCAUCGAGGAGGCCCAGGACGAGCUCAAGCUCAUCGACAAGAUGAUCGAAUGGGAUCCCUGGGGUGUUCCAGAUGAUUUUGAAUGUGAAGUCAUUGAAGACGAUACUCCAAUUCCGAAACAUGUUCCUCAACACCGACCUGCUCCACUCCCAGAAGAGUUCUACAAGACGUUAGAGGCACUUACUUCGAAACCUGCUCCUAAGGAUGAACCUUCCACUCAAUCAAAGGCUUAAAAUUAUGGCUUUGCUUGGUUUCAAAACUGUUCAUAUGGGGAGCAUUUGUCAUGCCUCUUGGUCGCUACUCUGGUCUUCAUAUUAUGUUAGUCAUAAAUAACCUGGCUUCCUCUUAUGAGUGAAAUAAUGGUAGGAAAAUACCUGUUGUUAAUGCGUUUUUAACUCACGGGUACCGUCAUUCCUGACAUUUCUAUGGUCUUGGGUUGAAAAUUCUUUAUGACUUUGGUCGAGGUGAUAGUUAUGAUUUUGCCUAUUCUGUGAAACAAAAUUUUUGUUUGGAUGGUGUCGAGUGCCGGUCAGAUGGCAAAUUCCAGCUCCUCUUUUUUAUGGUUCAUGUUUCUUCGAUGCUAAAUCUUGUUCUGGUGUUGAGUUCAAGCCAAAUAGGCGGCAUAACCAAGCUUGUAUUUGGUGUUUGUAUUCGUGCCAAAUGUUGGCAAUAAUAUCUAAUAAAAAAAAAGCCAUGAAAAAUCUUUCCUCUU
Messenger RNA from Phoenix dactylifera (date palm), 1413 nucleotides. The record is from RefSeq and is a predicted model, not a curated record. Lineage: Eukaryota; Viridiplantae; Streptophyta; Magnoliopsida; Arecales; Arecaceae.